AUUGUGUUUAGAUAUUUUACCAGAUCUGACUUCUGCGAUUUUUAUAUAAAAAAGUUUUAUUUGUUUUAGAUAUUUUUCUUUUAUUAUGCCUUAAUUUAAUCUGACUGUAAUAGAAGUCUAUAUUACUAUGAAUAUACAACCUCACUGUAAAGCCAGCAAGCACUAAGAAACAGUUGAUUCUGGCUUAUGUUAUAGGCGAUUGAAGUUUCUUCACAUGACAUGUCUGUGUAUUGUUGCCGCUGGCCCACACAGGAAUAUUUUUAAACAACAGUGGUUUAGGCUCAUAAGACUGACCCUUUGUUGUGUAUAUUAAUGCAUUGUAUGUAAGCCUCUUACUUGACUAUGGAAGGUAAGAUUAUAUUUACACGUUUAACUUACAACUGCGAGUGGUUUCAAGUGGUAUAUUUGAGGGUUUAGGAACAGAGCGAACGAUGUGGAACAACUCCGAACAGGAGAUGUGGAACAACGGAGCAAUUGAUCCGCCUGGAACCAGCGGAGGACCGCCGCUAGCACCGCCGGGGACUGGAGGUGUUGGUGGGUCGAUUCCGCCACCGCCGGCUGCUCAACCGUCGUACACUGUGUUGCCGUCUCCGGCUGAAGCAGAGGGUUUUCUGCAAAUUCAAGAGCCGAAGAUGUUACAAAUGGGAUUGAUGGAACUGGGCUUACUGGUUGAUAGAAGAUACAAACAAUAUUAUCAUCAAAUGCAGAUAAUUAUAUCAUCAUUUUAAGUAAUUGCUGAAGGUGGAGUAGCAAAAACCUACACAUCACUCGCACUCGAGACCAAUUCAUGCCGUUUUCGGUGCUUGAGAGAUGCAAUCGACAGCCAGGUAACACGUUUUCA
Messenger RNA from Helianthus annuus (common sunflower), 841 nucleotides. RefSeq names its product pre-mRNA-processing-splicing factor 8A-like. The coding region runs from base 432 to 728 and encodes 98 amino acids. NCBI's taxonomy places the organism in Eukaryota, Viridiplantae, Streptophyta, Magnoliopsida, Asterales, Asteraceae. The transcript is spliced from 4 exons. The record is from RefSeq and is a predicted model, not a curated record.